Triplophysa dalaica is the source of this 4978-nucleotide messenger RNA. It is a transcript of the gene zfr2, whose product is annotated as zinc finger RNA binding protein 2. Bases 56 to 3040 code for a protein of 994 amino acids. The transcript has 19 exons. Gene Ontology annotation, cellular component: precatalytic spliceosome. Gene Ontology annotation, molecular function: double-stranded RNA binding; single-stranded RNA binding; zinc ion binding. The record is from RefSeq and is a predicted model, not a curated record. Lineage: Eukaryota; Metazoa; Chordata; Actinopteri; Cypriniformes; Nemacheilidae.
CUCGGUGACGCAUCGCUCACGUGACCGCCGCCGCGCCGCUGCCUCUGGAGUUUCUAUGAUGGCGGCCAGUAAUUAUUAUGGAUUCACACAUGCAGCCGCAGCAGCCGCCGGCCCGCAAUACAGCACACAGCCGCCUCCUGCAUAUUCCCACCCAACCACAGGCAGCUACAGCGUUCAGCCCGCCCCCGGAGUGGUGCACGCCGUCACCGCCUCGUACCCUGCAGCCACCGCCCAACCCAUUCGGCCGCCAUCAACUGCCCCCUAUCCCACUUACCAGCCCCAUCCUCCCCCGAACUACGGCUACCGGCAACCCGAGCCGUCCCCACAGCCGACCACCGCCCCACAAACCUACCAGGUUAUAACAGAACCGGAGAAUUAUACUUAUGGGCGACCUCCGCCAGUCAGCACUUACGAGAACAAGCAGUAUUUUCAAACAAGCGUCGCACCCGUGCAGCGAACUGCAACAGAGGCCUACUUCCAGACGGGGCUGAAAAGUGUCUACAGCCCCGCCAGCACGGCAUACAGCCAACCCACCGUUCAGAGACAGGUCGCCACUUUAAAACCCCCACCUGCUCCCAGCUCGGUGUCUUCAAGCUACACGAUCUACCCGACGUCAACCAGCGUGCAACAAACUCCGACCCCCAUAUCCACUUACACCCCCAGUUCUUCCUUCAACUCCACAGUUGCUACAUCUUACUCCGGUCUAAGCUAUACCAGCUAUGAGUCUACCGGUUACACGUCCACUCCAUCAUACUUCCAGCCGGCGCAGCUGGCACCCCCGCAACCCCAGCCGCCACCCCCGCUGCAACAACCCCAACAGCCUCCGCAGCAGCUGGUGCAACCGCAAUCCAAACAGCUCACCAACUCCUCCUGGAGCCACACCGGGGGCUCUGUCGCCUCUGUUAACUCUUACAAGAAGCCGGCGUUCCACCAAAGCAAGAUCCAGAAACCCAAAGGUCCACCCAAGCAACCGCAGCUGCACUACUGCGACAUCUGCAAGAUAAGCUGCGCUGGUCCACAGACGUAUCGAGAACAUCUGGAAGGACAGAAGCACAAGAAGAAGGAGACGGCUCAGAAGAGCGGCAGCCAGGUGACUAACGGACCUCGUGGAGUCCAGACGCAACUGCGCUGUGAACUGUGCGACGUCUCGUGCACCGGUGCCGAUGCCUACGCCGCACACAUAAGAGGAUCCAAACACCAGAAGGUGGUGAAGUUGCACACCAAGCUUGGCAAACCAAUUCCAUCAACUGAGCCUGUUCUCGUGAGCUCUGCCCCUGUUGCCGUGACAAUGACUACUGGGAAAAUGUCAUCAGCCCUGGCGAUGACUUCCACCUCUAGUGCUGUGACGCAGAAGAGGCCAGCGACACCGCUUUCCAAACAUCCGGCCACUCCUGCGAAAAAACCCACGGCUGCUAGAGCCACCUUCAGCGGCAGUAAAAUAUCCGCACCAGUCCCGGUAAAGACAGAGUUGAAGCCCCCGGCGGUCAAGACGGACCCUCUGAGUGAUGAUGACGAUGAUGAUGGACCAGGAGCACAAGGAGACAUUCAGCCUGUGGGACACGACUACAUAGAAGAGGUUCGAAAUGACGACGGGAAAGUGAUUCGCUUCCACUGUAAACUGUGUGAAUGUAGUUUUAACGAUCCGAACGCUAAAGACAUGCACCUGAAGGGCCGAAGACAUCGCCUACAGUAUAAGAAAAAAGUGAACCCGGACCUCCCGGUCGAGAUCAAACCCAGUAACCGGGCGAGGAAACUUCUGGAAGGAAAACUGAGGAAACAGAAGCAGAAGUCUGUGCUCAGGAGACAACAGGAGGACGAGCAGCGCUGGCACAUGGAGAUGAGGAGAUACGAGGAGGACCUGUACUGGAGAAGAUUUGAGGAGGAACAAAACUACUGGGUGGAGCAGAGACACAGGAUGGCCCCGCCUCCUCUCAUGGGCCGGCCCAGCAUGCCCGUGCCUCCCCUGCUGUCUGUACGGCGACCCGACUCUCCCGAUGACCGUCACAUCAUGGCCAAACACUCGGCUAUCUACCCUGUGGAGGAGGAGCUUCAGGCCGUUCAGCGAAUCGUCUCGCAUUCUGAGCGCGCUCUCAAACUGGUCUCCGAUUCGCUGCUGGAGACGGAGGGGUCUGCGGCAGACGACAAAGACGCGACAGACAAGCAGUCUGAAUCUCAGGCUCGUGUUUUGAAAGGAGUGAUGCGCGUGGGAAUCCUGGCCAAAGGUCUCCUGCUGCGUGGCGAUCGCAACGUCCAGCUCAUCUUGCUGGCGGAUAAGAAACCCGCCGUCUCUCUGUUGAAAACCGUCGCCGAACAGCUGCCCAAACAGCUAGCGAGCUUUUCUGAAGAUCAGUAUGAGGUGCAGGUUCAGCCCGAGGAGGCCAACAUCCUGAUAUUUUCAAGCAAGGAACCAAAAAUGCAGGUGACCGUGUCGCUAACGUCGGCGGUGAUGCGAGAAGACCCCGACCCCGACAUGGAGAAAGUUCAACAGAAAAAUCCUCCUGGUGUUCUCAACAGGAUGAAGUGCCUUGAGUAUUUGGCAUCUUUGCGUCAUGCUAAAUGGUUUCAGGCUCGUGCAAAUGGUCUACAGUCCUGCGUGAUUGUCAUCCGGGUUCUGCGAGACCUGUGCCAGCGUGUACCUACCUGGAGCAAGAUGCCAGACUGGGCCUUGGAGCUGUUGGUGGAGAAAGCCAUCAGCAGCGCAUCUGGCCCCCUCAGUCCAGGAGAAGCUCUACGGAGAGUUCUCGAAUGCAUCUCUAGUGGGAUUCUUCUGUCAGAUGGUCCAGGUCUUCUUGACCCGUGUGAGAAAGGUCAAACAGAUGCUUUGGGGAGCAUGUCAAGACAAACCAGAGAAGAUGUGACCGCUAGUGCACAGCAAGCGCUGCGACUGCUGGCUUUCCGUCAGAUCCACAAGGUUCUGGGCAUGAGCUCUUUACCGGCCCUCAAACCCGGAUCACGAAACCGCAAGAGGCGGCGAGACGGCAGCGAUGAGGGCGAAGGCGACGAGAAGAAAGAUAAACGAGACGAUUCUCACGACCUGUGAGGUUGCGAUCACGUAAUCUCUAAAAAUUGAAUUUAUUAUGUCUUUUAAUAUGUAUAAAUAUAACUCAAAGAGGAAGACUGGAAGGAAAAUACAAAACUUGACAGUUCCGUUUUUUGAACGUUUGAAAAUCAAUGUAAAAAUGUAGUUGUUCCCCUUUGGAUGAUGUAAUACAUGCUAUAUUACACCAGAGACGCAAAUAGACUGACGCGCUGAUGAUUCAAGACGCAUUCCAGUUCAGAGCGAUGGAUUAGGAAUAAAAGUCGCUACUGACUAGCGACUGACCAGCAUCAAAUAAAGAACACUUACUAAACGUUAUUUUUGCUCUGUUAGGCACUUUCAUAUAUUAAUAGCACUUAAGUAAUUAAAAGCUUUAACAACAUAGGCCAGUCUUAUUAUUUUUGUGUACAAAAAGCUAUCAAGAUGAUAUAAAUACACGUGUGGAAAACCUAUCGAAGGAUUUUACACACCUACUUAUUCUUGUCUAUUGUUAUGAAAUGUGAAGAGAAACUAUAAACUAAUGAAGAUGGAGGUAUGGGCAUUAUCGAACUUGUCAUUGAAAACCCUUAGAUUUCAUCUUUAAAGAUCUGCAUUACAAAUCUAUAGCCUCCAACAUCCAGUAUUCGCAUCAAUUUCCGUUCUGUUUUUAUUUAAAAAUGUUAACAAAAGUUUUAGAUUAAAAUCUUAGAUCACGGAUAAAUCUAUAAAUAUAAAAUAUAUAUUUAACUUUAUGUACCACACAUUAACCACCAGUAGCCUCAAAAGUAUUUGGACACCAAAGGCAGACUUAAAAAUGGCUUUGCAUUAUCUAACAAAAUAUCAAAACAAAUAUGAUUUAUUUUUUAAAAUAGCACAAGCAUUUUAAAACCCAGCGCCAGUUGUUGUUUAUGCAAUGUGAAGUUUGUUUUCACUUGCUGUGAUAUUUAGUUUUCUAAAGGCUGAAGUAUAGUUCCCUUUUUCAACGUUUGGUCAUCAGAAUAGUGAGCGCGUACGCGUACGCACACCCACUGCAGGUCGCACAUGUGCUUUCAAUUUCUUGCAGUAAUUAGUUUAACCACCAGGUGGCAACAGUGAUCUGGGAGCAUCGAUUCUAGGUAGUAGAAGAAAACCUAACCCCUGUAGGCCCUUAGUGGAAUUGCAAUAUGUUGCAAUGCGCAUGCAUCAAUACCCGUGUGUACAUGUAGGAGUGGAAGCAGUAAACUUUGCAAGGCUAUGCGUUUGGCUAGAUUUUUAAACAUGCCUAAGUUGUCCAAAUACUUUUUGGAGCAAGUAUAAUAAAGACUAUAAUAUAAAAUCUUUACAAUUAUAGUUUAAGUGAGAAUGUAGACUAAUGAAUCUUCACUAAUAUGCUGUCAUAACAACACAAAAUGGUUCGACUUUGUGUGCUUCAUCGUUCACAUGACACUGGAUUUGUGUUUAAAUAUCUGAUCUAUAAUUUAUUCGUAGUUGGUUGUUUUAAUUUAUAUAAUCGAAUAAUCGGUCAUUUCACAUUAACAUGCUGGUGUUUCGACAGGGUAACGAUUUACAGUUUUAGAGUUGUAGAAUAAAGUCCGUGGUUCUUCACACGUGCCUGAGUAAAAGUCGAACGAUUUCAAGUACUUGAAGUGUUAACUGGCAGGUGAAAUUCUGGUUCUUCGUAUUGCAAUAUAAUAUUAUGUAAUACCUCUCUAUUCUUACCUUUUUCUAUAAAUGGGAAACUCUUGAGAAAGACGCACAGUGUCGCACGGUCGAGAUGUUAGUUUAGCUGUUAGCGUAUUGAAGUGAUUCACGUCGCGUGAAUGCAUUGUUUUUAAACAUGUACUGCGAACGUUUUCCUGGCGUUUUUGAGAUGUUUCCGCUGAGUGCUUGUUAUUGUUUGUAGGACUAUGAAUAACUGUGUGAUCUUUCAUUUGAACAUGUGUCUAGUGCUGCUUCACUAAAUAAAGACAAAAAAACACUGAA